AUGGCGGCACUGAAGCUUCUCCUCUCCCAAGCUCGCCGCCACCAUUUCCUCUUCAAACACCCUUGGCGCUUCCACUCCCCAUUUUCCCUCACCUCUCACAGACCCCUCUCUUCUUCCUCGCCACUACCACAAUAUCAACAAGACUCACCGAACCCACCAACAAGACCCUCCUCAAAGGAGACCCUCCUUCCAAUCCGUUUCAAUCCAUCCCGAACAAGGGAGGACAUUCGGUACGUGAAGGACGCGCCUUCGAUUGAGCCGGAGGAUAAGGUCGGCGAUGAUCCGGGUGUUGUGACCGCGGAAGAGAGGAAUGAGGAAGCGGAGAAAGAGAGGAGGAUGCUUGAGGUUGAGGAUGAGAUAAGGAAGAAGAUGGAGGAGGAGAAGAUGAAGGUGCCUUUUCCGAUGCUGAUCAUGCCCAAGCGCAAUGAGACUCCCCCUGUCCUUGAUUUGAACGAGGCCAUUCGCCAAGUUAAGGUCAGUGCCAAGGCAAAGUUUGAUGAAACUGUUGAAGCACAUGUAAGAUUGGGUAUUGAUUCAAAGCGAACAGAAUUAUUGGCAGUUCGUGGUACUGUGAUUCUGCCUCAUGGUGCUCCAAAGGCUGUCAGUGUGGCUGUUUUUGCAGAAGAGGCAGAUGCAGAAGACGCUAGAAAUGCUGGAGCUGAUAUAGUUGGUGGCAAAGAACUUAUUGAGGAGAUUGCUAGUGGUAAUAAUAAACUUAAAGUUGACAAGUGCUUCUCAACUCCUGGAAUGGCACCUCAUCUUGGAAAGAUAGCACAAUAUCUUAGAAAGCGAAGGCUGAUGCCAGACAAGAAACUAGGUACUCUGACUAGUGAUAUUGCUGGUCAACUGAAAGAACUAAGGCAAGGCCGCGUUGAGUUUAAGAUGGAAAGUAAAUCAAUUUUGCAUAUUGGAUUGGGAAAGGUAAGCUACAAAGAAGAGGCUUUACGAGAGAAUAUGGACGCAUUUAUGAAUGAUGUCUUGCUUGCCAAGCUUGCUGGCUUAAAGACUUCCAAAUAUGCUGGAUAUGUGCUUUCUGUCCAUCUAAGCAGCACGAUGGGGCCAGGAGUACCUGUUUCAAUACAAUCGCUAUCCAAAGCAGCCGAUAAUUACAGGAAAGUGCACGUGGUAUGAGUCAGUGGAUGAGGCGCAGUUAUUAUGGUCUCUCAACGUGACUUGUGAUAAUAUGAGGAGAUGUUAAACAAGAAUUGGAAAGUGCCUUUCAAUUGGGUUUGAAGAGAUGCUAAUGUUGUUACUGACUGGCUGGCCAAGACAGGAGCUAAGAGUGUUUAUAAGUUUAUUCCUAUUUGAUGUGGAUUCGGCCGAGUGAGGAUCUCUUGCAGAUUUUGAUAAAGGAAUUUGCUCCUUAGGUUUCUGUUUUGUUCUUGCUUUGUUGCUUGUUUAGAUUUUCUUAGACACAGAAGAAAAUACCACCAUGGGAUUCCAACCUAGUUAUAACUCAAUCAUAUGUACGCACUUGUACAAAUAUAUAGAAGAGAAAUAUUCGAGGACCAUCAGAAUUUAUUUUUUUGGCUAUCACUUUUAGCCAUCAACCUAAUUCUUUUAGUCUAGUAAUCUAACAACAUAUUUUUAUUUUAUACUUUUAAAUAUUGAUGGUUAACUGUUGAUUAAAAAUAAAUUUUGCUAGU
Molecule: messenger RNA, 1646 nt
Organism: Arachis duranensis
Lineage: Eukaryota; Viridiplantae; Streptophyta; Magnoliopsida; Fabales; Fabaceae
Exons: 12
Coding region: 1-1131 (376 amino acids)
Source: RefSeq, a predicted model, not a curated record